Molecule: messenger RNA, 3357 nt
Organism: Dendrobium catenatum
Lineage: Eukaryota; Viridiplantae; Streptophyta; Magnoliopsida; Asparagales; Orchidaceae
Exons: 2
Coding region: 169-2982 (937 amino acids)
Source: RefSeq, a predicted model, not a curated record
UUAGGAAAAUAAUGAAGAAAAGCUAUCUGAAAAUCUGGAUUGACGAUAGUAGAUUGGAGUAAAUGGGGUUGAUGGGGAAGAUGGCAUGCUUUAAUUUUGUUGCAGUCAGAGGUUGGUGAAGGUGAAGAACUGCAGAGAGAGAGAGAGAGAGACUCAUGCGGAGCCUACAUGCAUCUAUCACUAUGGAAGCCCAUAUCCCACUGCGCCGCCUUGUUCAUCGACAAGAAGAAGAGCCGUCAGAGAGACGGAAGCGACUACUCCGACGAUUCAGGCAAGCAUCGCAAGCCCUCGAUACUCCGGCAACUCCAAGAGAGCAAGCUCCGUGAAGCCCUCGAAGAAGCCUCUGAGGAUGGCUCUCUCUUCAAAUCCCAAGAUGUCGACUCCGACGCCGCCGCCGGCUCUGAGGCGGCCGGUGGCGGCGACGGCUCCAUUGGCCGGUCUAGAUCUCUCGCCCGUCUCCACGCACAGAAGGAAUUCCUCCGUGCCACGGCCCGUGCAGUCGAUCGCACCUUCGAAUCCUUCGAUUCCAUCCCCGAGCUACAGGAAUGUUUCAAAAAGUAUAUCACCAUGUACCCCAAUUACCAGUUAUCAAAUCUCAUCGAUCAGCUCCGCGCAGAUGAGUACAGCCACCUAGAUGAGCCCAGCGCCAAGGUAUGCCUUGAUUACUGUGGCUUCGGCCUGUUUUCAUACCUUCAGAGCUUCGAGCAAUGGGACUCCUCUGCUUUUAGUCUUUCUGAGAUCACUGCAAACUUAAGCAACCAUGCCAUCUAUGGAGGUGCAGAGAAAGGCACAGCUGAGCAUGACAUCAAAACCAGAAUAAUGGAUUAUCUAAACAUCCCUGAGAAUGAGUAUGGCCUUGUGUUUACUGUCAGUCGAGGCUCUGCUUUUCGAUUGCUUGCAGAGUCUUAUCCUUUUCAAACCAACAAGAAGCUGCUCACGAUGUUUGAUCAUGAGAGCCAGUCUGUAAUUUGGAUGGCACAGAGUGCCAGGGAGAAGGGGGCAAAAGCUUACAAUGCGAGCUUCAAGUGGCCGACGCUUAAGGUGUGUAAUUCUGAACUGAGGAAACUGAUCUCUUGCAAGAAAAGGCGAAAAAAGGACUCGGCAGUGGGGCUUUUCGUGUUCCCGGUUCAGUCCAGAGUUAGUGGAGUCAAGUAUCCAUAUCAAUGGAUGGCCAUGGCUCAACAGAAUAAUUGGCAUGUUUUGCUUGAUGCUGGAUCUUUGGGUCCCAAGGACAUGGAUUCACUGGGAUUGUCCCUUUACCGUCCUGAUUUCAUAAUAACUUCAUUCUACAGGGUGUUUGGAUCAGACCCAACUGGUUUUGGUUGCCUACUUAUCAAGAAAUCAGUGAUGGGUUGUUUGCAGAACCAGAAUGGUGGCACUGGAUCAGGGAUGGUGAGAAUUUUACCUGUCUUCCCACAGUAUUUGAGUGAUUCUGUGGAUGGUUUGGAUGGUUUUGAUGCUUCUGAUAAAGACCAGAUUGAUGGCAUUGAGGAAUCGGCAAAGCCAGGUGCUAGCCGAGGUUCACAAAUGCCUGCUUUCUCUGGUGCAUUCACCUCAGCUCAAGUUAGAGAUGUGAUUGAAACUGAGAUGGAUCAGGAUAAUAGCUCUGACAGGGAUGGAGCUAGCACUAUCUUUGAAGAAUCAGAAAGUGUUUCACUUGGAGAGGUGAUGAAGAGCCCGGUUUUCAGCGAAGAUGACUCAUCUGACAAUUCUCUAUGGAUUGAUUUGGGCCAGAGCCCCUUUGGCUCGGACAAUUCAGGUCAGCUCAAUAGAGGCAAUAUGGGCUCUCCAAUACCACCUUCUUGGUUUUCUGGUAAGAAGAAUCAUAAGAGAGUGUCCCCAAAGUUGCCUUCAAAAAAGAGUCCGAUGCGCGAAGAUCAUGUGCUCUCUUUUGAUGCAGCAGUCUUAUCAGUUUCACAGGAUUUGGAAAGAAUUAAGGAAAACCAAGAAGAAAGGCCUCAUACCAAUGAGAUUCAGGAAGAGCCUGAUAAUGGGACUACUGGGCGGAGAGUGGUGAAGUUUUCUUCUGCCAAUGGAGGGAAAACUGACAACUCAAGCUCAGCCUUUGGGCAUCAAAACUUUCAUGAAAAUGGUUCAACAUCUGAAAUUUUCCAGGACCAAGGUACAAUGGGAAUUAAAGAAAGUGCCAUAAGAAGGGAAACAGAAGGUGAAUUCAGGUUAUUAGGUAGGAGGGAAGGAAACAAUACCAGGUUCAAUCAUGGCAGAUUCUUCGGCGUGGAAGAUAACGAGCACGUUGUUAGCAUGGGCCGGAGGGUCUCAUUCAGCGCGGAAGAUAUAAAACCUACAGAAAAGUUUGGUCUCAAUUUGGAUGCAGGGGAAGCUUCUGCUCAUAAUUUUGGUGAUGCUGAAGUUGCCAGUGGCAGUGACUAUGAGGAUGAUCAAGAGUGGAGUAGAAGAGAGCCUGAAAUAGUUUGCAGACAUAUUGAUCAUGUUAAUAUGAUGGGCCUAAACAAAACCACCUCAAGGCUUCGAUAUCUGGUCAAUUGGCUUGUGACCUCCUUGCUUCAUCUGCGAUUACCAACAUCAGAUGGGGAUGAUGGGGUGCCUCUUGUUCGCAUCUAUGGGCCAAAGAUCAAGUAUGAGAGGGGUGCAGCUGUGGCAUUUAAUGUCAGGAAUGUGCGUGGGGGUUUGAUACACCCUGAAACUGUCCAGAAGCUGGCUGAAAGAAAUGGCAUCUCGUUGGGAAUAGGUUUUCUUAGCCAUAUAAAGGUCAUUGACAAUGCAAAAGCACUUCAUGGAGCUGUUGAAUUGAGCGACCCAUCCCUGUGCGGCCCCGUAUCAAACGGUCGUCGGGACGGUAAGAAUGUCACUAUAAGAGUAGAGGUUGUUACUGCAUCUCUGGGAUUCCUCACAAAUUUUGUGGAUGUGUACAAGAUGUGGGCUUUUGUGGCCAGGUUUCUUGAUCCAGUAUUUGUUGAAAGUGAUGGUCUAUCAACUGUUGAUGAGAUAUCAGAGACAUAGAAACUUGAAGCAGAUUGCAGUUUCUUCUGUCUUUGUGACACUUUUUUUUUGCUCAGACCUUAGAUGCCACUAACUGCAGCAGAAGUUUGGAUGAUGCAGGAACUCCAAUUGAAUGCAGAGAACUUCAAUUUGAUUUGUCUAGUUCCCCCCCAUCUGGCUGUAGUGGUACAUCGCGCAUUCACUUUUGAAUUUAUUUAUUCUUGGCAAAUUUCCUAGUCAUGUAUCUUAUUAUAUCAUGUAGAGUUUGCUUAUGAAUUAUGAAUUGACUGUACAUCUGGUGGAGCUCUUUUUCCAUCAGUGAUAUUGUAAAUCUCAGACUAAACGAGCAGGAAACCAUUUCAGUCAUCAAUUAAGAUUUUCAUCAUUACAGAUCAA